GAAAAGCUCAACUGAAAGAGACGAAGCUACUAAAAAAAAAAAAAAACUAAAACCCUAGACCCUAACUCCUCUUCUCUAGCGCGCCAUUUUUGAAACCUAAAAUGCAAAAAUUUGAAUUCCAAAAGCUAGAAUCUUUGUGAUCUUUGUACGUAAAAAUUUUUGUUAGCAUUGGUUGCUUCUGUAUUAAAAACACUAUUAGCUCGAAUUUUUCUCCAAUGUCUCGAAAAGUAGGUGAAGCUCAACCUGACGAAGGCGACUCUGUGCCAGUGUUACAGCCUAUUAGAAUUCCCAAACCUGCCGAAGAUAACGACAAGAAGACUGCAAACAAGAGAGUUAAGGAUGUCGAAAUUUGCGUCCCGAUUGUAUAUGGAACAAUAGCGUUCUAUCUGGGCCGAAAGGCUAGUGAGUCUCAAUCCCAUAAGUGGACAGUUUAUGUUCGUGGGGCCACCAAUGAGGAUCUUGGGGUGGUGUUAAAGCGAGUUGUAUUUCAAUUGCAUCCCAGUUUCAAUAAUCCUACAAGAGUGGUUGAAUCGGCCCCAUUUGAGUUAACAGAGUGUGGUUGGGGUGAAUUUGAAAUUGCUAUCAGUCUAUUUUUUCACAGUGAAAUAUGUGAUAAACAGUUGGAUUUGUAUCACCAUUUGAAGUUAUAUCCUGAAGAUGAAUCUGGUCCCCAGUCGACUAAGAAACCCGUUGUUAUGGAAUCAUACAAUGAGAUUGUUUUUCCUAAUCCAUCAGAGGAAUUUUUUGCUCGUGUUCAGAAUCACCCUGCUGUUCUUUUGCCCCGUUUGCCAGCUGGAUUUACUUUACCUAGUCCUGUACCAAUUGAAAAUACCGAAAGGGACAGAGGUUAUACCAAGGAUCAUCCCCUUAAUCAGUGGUUCUUGAAUUUCUCAGAGGCAGAUGAACUCUUAAAACUUGCAGCUGCUCGUCAACAGGUGCAAGAUCACAUUAUGAAGCUGAAAAGACAGUUGAGCUCGAUGGAUGGAUUACCUCAGCUGUCAAAACCACCCUCCGGAUUUGAAUGAAUAUACAUGAACGUGGUAGAUAGUUGUUCGAGUUUUCUCAUCAGUGUAAAGCAUGGAGUGUUAGAACUUGUGAUUAUUAGAUGUGAUCUUGUGUAUUACCACUUGAUUUUGGAAGUAUUCAUUAUGUGUAAAUUUGUAUUAGUUUGUGAAGCUUUUAGAGCUAACUAAAAUUUAAUGCGCGAACAACAUCGAUUAGCUAUGUGGAUGUCUUCAAUAUAACCUAUGGAUUUGCAUGUACGUUUUAUUUUCUCUUUUUUUUUUAGAAGAGAAUAUUGCUUCUCUCUUCAUUAAGUGAGGAGGAUGAAUAA
Molecule: messenger RNA, 1333 nt
Organism: Humulus lupulus (European hop)
Lineage: Eukaryota; Viridiplantae; Streptophyta; Magnoliopsida; Rosales; Cannabaceae
Product: transcription initiation factor TFIID subunit 14b
Exons: 6
Coding region: 216-1025 (269 amino acids)
Biological process (GO): regulation of DNA-templated transcription
Source: RefSeq, a predicted model, not a curated record